Messenger RNA from Culex pipiens pallens (northern house mosquito), 4753 nucleotides. It is a transcript of the gene TfAP-2, whose product is annotated as transcription factor AP-2-epsilon. Gene Ontology annotation, biological process: regulation of transcription by RNA polymerase II; regulation of cell population proliferation; anatomical structure development. The record is from RefSeq and is a predicted model, not a curated record. Gene Ontology annotation, cellular component: nucleus. The coding region runs from base 1670 to 3094 and encodes 474 amino acids. Gene Ontology annotation, molecular function: DNA-binding transcription factor activity, RNA polymerase II-specific; RNA polymerase II transcription regulatory region sequence-specific DNA binding. The transcript is spliced from 10 exons. Lineage: Eukaryota; Metazoa; Arthropoda; Insecta; Diptera; Culicidae.
UUGUGUGUCUGGUUCCUCGAGAGUUUACAGGCGCCGAAUACCCUGAAGCUUCACCUGGAAACCCACCAGUGUUCAGUCUCUAUCGAUUCCGCGCAGACCAUUUCUGCACACUGUGCGUUCGCUCUCCUUUUACGACCUGCUCGUCGUGUCCGACUCCACUCUCUGCUGCUGCUGCUGCCGUUUUGCUCAGCAGUUGUUGUUGUCGUUGUUGUUGCAGCAGCUCUUUGCUACCAAUUCUGCUACCAUCCGAGCGCGGUGGUACCGCUUCGACAGCUUCUCGUGUUUUUGGCUUUUGGGGCCCACCACUUGUAGCGGCGGAGCCUGCUGUCGACUCUAGUGGCCCCUCCAGUAGCUGGCCAUCUCCCGCAGCAGUUUGCCGUGUGUUGUGCCGCGAACUCCACCGGAUUUUUACGGAGGACCCACCGCAUCAGUGUGACCUCGGCGUCCUCGAGAAGUGUUGUUGUUGUGUAUCGUCAGAGAUCAGUGUGUGAUAUCGCGGAUCGUCCCGUGGCACGCGACCUGCACGCGUUUAACCAACAAGUGACCAACGGUAUUAAAAUACCCAAACGAAAAAGGAUGAACCUCAACGGACAGUGAAGACCAGCGCAGUGUGACGUAGCUAGUUCAAAUUAGUUCAUACUCCCUCCUGUAUUCCGUUACAUCGCGUUACCCCAUCAAAAAAGUUCCGUAGUUUAAAAGAGUUAGUUCGUCAACUUAGUUUUGUGUGAAAUUUUGUGAUACUUCGAUGUGCCUUUCGAAAAACACGCAAAAAAAUAGUCCCGGAAACUCCAUCUGUCAACGCACCCUGGCCAAGUUUGAGGAAGAAAGGUUUUGAGUGCAAUUAACUAGCUAAAUUUGGUUUCACUUCUUUGCUGGAAAUUGUAACUGACAGGAAAAGUGAGCGAAGAAAUACUCCGAUUCUGAUACUGAAUUGGACAAGUGAUUGUUUGUCGAGUGUAAAGUGAACUGUAGUGAAGAAUAAAUUUUCUGCUGAGAAGGAAAUCAUUGAACGUGAGGAGCUGAUAAGGAGGAGGAUAACCUUGCGACAUGAUUAUGACGGCAAUGAAAGCUUAAUUUUCGCACCUUCCGCUACGCUUUCCCCACCCUUAAAAAGUCCCACCCAACGGAAAGACAGGAAAGCCGGCUUCAGAGGGUUGAUACGGCGAAUGAUGAUGAUGAUAUCGGCCAGCAUCACCGUUUAUGCUGCGGGCCGACCCCGGCUAAGUACAUUAUAGGGUAGUGUGCGCCACAAUCCUGCGAUAAUCACUGUAAUCUUCCACUGCCGGGGAUUAAAUGUCUGCUUAAAACCUGACGGAGUAAUUGUACGUGCAAGUGUGUGUGUGUGUGUUGGUUACAGAGAGAGAGAGAGACCGUCCACGUGCUGGAAAAUUAUUUUCUCGCGAGCGAGAAAAGCUCCGCAAACAUAAAGAAAACAUAAACAUUAAAAGAGAAAGAGAACAACUCGUUCUCACAACACAAAGAAAGCGAAAACAAGAAAGAGCAGCAUCAAUCAAAAGCCAUUCUCUCCCUCUCACCCGCUGCCGCACACAGACACAAGAGUGUGUGCUAGUGUGUGUGGUGCGCACAUAAGCAUAAAACAUACUUUUCAACGAAACCCCGGUCCAGCAACUUUAACGAACUGGGCGAAGAGAAGAAGCCAAGUCGCGGCAUGACGUUUCGUUGUGUUCCCUCGUACGACGCCAGCGCUCAAUGGACCCUCACACCGUCCCUGCAAUCGCAGCUGGAGCGGCUCACUAGUCACGGGGGCAUCGGGCUGUCAGGUGGCAGUCCGGCAUAUACCACACACUCCGGGGGCCACACGGGACGGAACGGACCCACGAGCGGGCACGGCGCAAGCCACGGAGGAUCGCACGGCCCGGGGCCCACCAUGCACCACCAGACUCUACAGUCCGAUUUUCAGCCGCCGUACUUUCCGCCACCCUUUCACCACACCACGCAGAGCCCGCCCCAGCAACAGAACCACGGUCUGGAUUACCUUAGCACAGACCCUUACGGGCAACCGCUAUCCUCGCUCCACCACGCACCCCUGCAUCACUACAACCAGCUGGCCGGUCUGCGCCCCUCCCAGGAACAGCUCGGCCUGCACCGGUCACACCGAGAAUCCGAACUCCAGCAGCACGUGACGCAACUCUCGCACGGCUUCCCGUACUCGGACCGGAGGAGCGACUACAGCGGCUCGAUCGGCAGCGGGGCCGGCGCGACCCGGUUAGGCGCCCACGAGCAUGACCCGCUGUCGCUGCACCAGGCGCUCCAGAGCGCGGUGGACGACGGCCAGAACCCGGUGAUAGACGAGAACGCGGGCUUCAUGAGCGAUCUGCCGCUGCUGAAAAACUUCCCCAUCACCGACAUCAAGAAGGACAGCAGCCAAAUCAACAUCGGCGGACCGUCGGACGUGUUCUGCUCGGUACCGGGCCGGCUCAGUCUCCUCUCCAGCACCUCGAAAUACAAAGUCACCGUGGCCGAGGUCCAGCGGCGACUCUCCCCGCCCGAAUGUCUCAACGCGUCCCUGCUUGGGGGUGUCCUCCGACGAGCGAAAAGUAAAAACGGCGGCCGAUUGCUGCGCGAAAAGUUGGAGAAGAUCGGCCUGAACCUGCCGGCCGGACGCCGCAAGGCUGCCAACGUGACGCUGCUCACCUCGCUGGUGGAGGGCGAAGCGAUCCAUCUGGCGCGGGACUUUGGCUACGUGUGCGAAACCGAAUUCCCCGCCCGCCAGGUCGCCGAAUAUCUGUCCCGGCAGUACUCGGAACCGCAGGAGUCCUACCGGAGGAAGGAGCUGCUGCUCAACACCAAGCAGAUUACGAAAGAACUGAUGGACCUGCUCAACCAGGACCGGUCCCCGCUGUGCAACACCAGACCGCAGCACAUCCUGGACCCGUCCAUCCAGCGGCACCUGACGCACUUUUCGCUCAUCUCGCACGGGUUCGGCUCGCCGGCGAUAGUGGCGGCCCUCACGGCUAUUCAGAACUUCCUCAACGAGUCCAUCAAGCACAUGGACAAGAUGUACCCGGGCAACGGGGGCAGCAUGGUCACGUCCUCGCUGGACAAGAGCAAAAUGGACAGCGACAAGAAAUGACAGUUAUAAAAUUACCUGUUCACUAAAAUUGAACGAUUUUAGGCGAACGAGAAUGCAUGACUUAGUUAAACGACAAGUGAGACGCACUCCUGUAUAAAGAAGUAAAGUAAAGUUAAAGAACCCAAACGCAAUUAUUGUGAUGUAAAUAGAGCGGAUUAAAGCCAGGAUCGUAUUUGAAGAGAAAACAGAAGGUUACAUGAUGAGAUUUCAAAACUAGAUUGAUUAUAAUUAAUUAUUAUUGGUCACCGCACCCGCAUGCGAAAUGUUCGAAAGUCUGCACGUUUUAACUCUCGGUGUUCUCAAUAUAUUUAACUGUAAUCAAUUGAAGGCAUAAUCGUAAAGUAUUGUUUAGUAUUUUAUAAUCCUUUUUGUGAUAGCCUAUUGUUUCGUAAGGACACAACUAUGAAUAGGAUCUAAACGAGCGUUGUACAUUUCCAUCCUAUUUUUUUGUAAAUCAAUGUGGCCAUUGAUACUUGUUUCGUCUGCGAACCCAUUUUAGCACAACCGAUUGGAGAGCCAAUCGAACGCAAAGAUGACUGACAAGAGCACCUAUAGGAAGCCUAUUAUUUAUUGUUUAAACUUAAGCUUAGAACAAACCAACUUUGACAACAAAGGAAAGAAGAGGAAAAAAAGAAGCGACGCCGGUGAGGCUCGAGUUAUAAGUGAAGUCAUGUGCCAAAAGAAAGCUACAAAAUUCCCCAACAUCGCCAUAAAUCCCAUCUCUCCCCACAAAAAAAAAAUGUGCCAACCUUUUUUCUAUUACUUGACCAAUUUUAAAUCAUUUUCACUUUUUCCAACAACUUAUCCUUAAAUCAUUCCCUCACGUGCCAUGAUUCCAAUCAAUUUUAAAUAAACGCCAGCCAUAUCCGUUAUCCUGUGUUUUCGUAAAAAAAAAUCUCGCAGAAAAGAGGCAGCCCCAUCUUGAAUAAUCACACAAAUUUCUGCUGUCGAAAAGAUUGUACAAAACUAUCACACACUCACACACGCAAGCAAAGCAAAACACUUAGCCAACAUUUUUCUUCCAAUCGUCGUCAGAGUAUUGAAAAAAAACAAAAUCAGCAUUGUAAAUUUUCGUAACAUAAUUUACCUAUUAAUGAAAUAAGUAAACGAAAAUCAAAGGAAAUCGCGAAACACGCAACACUUUUGCUCCGUAAAAGUUGGUGUAAUUGUACAAACAAAAGAUAAAUUAAACAAACUUGAUUAGCAAACAGAACAAAAAAUAAAUAAAACGUUAUUACAAAACUCCUCGAGCGCGAAAAUUAAACGCAUCAGCGCAUGAAAUGUGUUUAAAAAAAGCAACCAAUUGUGUCAAAUUUUAAAAGCAAGUAAAAAGAAACCGCGAACCAAAAAAAAGGUUAAUGAGAAUAGACCUAAGGUGAAACUCAUUCUUUCCAUUUUUGUUCCGAAUGAAAGCACAAUCCCCAAAAAAAAAUAAACAAACGAACACAUCCUUCACACUAAAGCAAACACAUCAAACAUUCACACUCAUCUUCACAGUGGAGAGCCCCCCCGCUAGAGCAAAUUAAGCAAAUCAAAUACACAAUUUACGAGAAGAAAAAAAAAGAAGUUGUAAAGGGACGACGGUGUUUAAGAGCAAAUUUCAGAAGUAUUAUAAAUUUAAAUUAAUGAAAAUAUAUAUAUUUUAAACUCAAUCCUAAA